Molecule: messenger RNA, 2810 nt
Organism: Closterium sp. NIES-67
Lineage: Eukaryota; Viridiplantae; Streptophyta; Zygnematophyceae; Desmidiales; Closteriaceae
Source: the annotation of a GenBank genome assembly
CCCUGACUCAUUACCUGUAUAGUACCAACCUUCGGAAAAUUUGGUGAAGUCCCCAAUCGCUAGAGACAUGCCCCACACACCCCACAACCCCUAAAUUUUUUUGGCCAAAGUUUCACCAUCGUUCCGAGUCCGCUACCUCCCGUCGUCUGACCUUCUGCUGGACCAUUUCCUCCGGUGUUCAGCUGCACUCAGCAUUUCGAGAUAGUUAGGAGGUUUCGUUUCGCGAGGCGCCUUAAUAUCGAGCUACUAGUAGGAGUUCGUUUGGUUUUGACAAAAUAUUUCUCCCUUGAACGACCCCUGGCCUGGAAGCGAGUUGAGAUUGUUACGGGCACGCUCCCGCGAAUAGUCCGUUAGAAAUGGCGGACGCUAGGGGAAACGGCGGCAGCACAGUAGGCGGCGGUACCGUAGCCAGCGGCGGGGGUAGGUGGGCGGGAGACGAGGUUGCGGUGCGCGUUUUCCCGUCGCCGUCGCCGGGAAGAAAAUACCAGUCGCUUUCGCGAGUAACCCAUUCUUCGCCCAUUUCGCCAGCAAGUUCCUCGCCGUCAGUCACUCCUUCGCGACUGUUUGCUUCGCCACCUGCGCAUCGUGAAAAGGCUUCGCCUAAUCGUAAUGCGCAACGGGGGCGGGAGAGGAAUUCUGGCGCAAAGGGGUUCCGCGCGUGGAUGUUCUCCGCCGCCUCCGCUCCCGCCGUUCCGCCGCUGUUCCGCUUGCGAACACUGAAAAGGCUUCCCCGCGCACUAGCAGGAGGCUCCCCCGGGGGCUACACCUCCUUCAUCGUUUUAAUCAUCCUAGUAUUAGUCACUUUCGGUACAGUCCUCCCGUACCUGCACUCCGAGCAACAGUUUUUCGAAGACGUUUUUGAGGAAGCGCGGGCAGCGUUCCGACGCCAGCAGAUGAGGCCGGCGGUCCAGUUGUCUGACGCCACGUCAGGUUUUUUCGAGGUGCCCGACGUUGUCGGGCAGCAGCGGGUCAGACAGUUGCUGAGUAUAGAGGAGAGCGGAAGUGGGGAGAGCAGGGCAGUUUUGGAAGGAGGGGGAGACUUGGGGCAGGGGGAGCAGCAGCAGCAGCAGCAGCAGCAGCAGCAGCAGGAGGAGGAGGAGGAGGAGGAGUCUGGCGUUGUGCUCGGCAUGGUCGUAAGCUCAACAGUCGACUCUAUGUCAAGCGAUCAUGUUAGUGUCGAAUCCGCUGUUACUAACGAGUACAUAGGGUCUCCUCUAUUCGUUGACUCCCCCGAAAUACAGCGCGAGCUGCACUCAGUCGAGCAGCGCAGCGGCAUUCCCUGGGCCUCCCUGCCGGCCACCUGGUGGGGCGACUCUGCGUCAUGGCCGGAGUACAGAGGGGCGACUCUGCUCCUCGAGCCAGGAGAGUCAACACCAUGGCCUCGACUCGAGGCCAACAACAGCGAAGUUCUGGAAGGCGGAGUACCGGUACUCGGAGUACCGGAAGGCGACUUGGAUGGCCGUGACAACAACGAGAGUGGCAACAAUGGGAGUGACAGCAGCGAGAGUGAUAAUGAUGAAUUUAGUGGGGUUCCCGCCUCCCGCCCCCGCCGCCGCCGCCGGUAUCUGUUCUUUUCGCUGCGCAACGAGGUGUGCGCGGGCGUGGCGCACACGCGCACCAGCCUCGCGUGCCAGCUGGCCGUCGCGCGCGCGCUCAACCGCACGCUGCUCGUGGACGCGUCCAAGUGUAUGGCGCCUGAGCACAUGGCAGUGGACGCGUCCAGGUUCGCUGCACCUGAGCGGAGCGUGGACGGCACGAGCGUGGCCGUGGACGCGUCCACGAUCACGGCGCACGAGCACAGCGUGGACGGCACGCGCGGGCACGUGCAGCCCCUGUUCGCGUAUUUCGACCUGGCGCGGGUGAGCCUUGCGCCCGUGGUUCCCCUGCAGAGGUUCGUGGCGGAGAGCGCGCGGUGGGGGGUCCGGAACGGGGGAGGGGCGCAGUGGGGGGAAGGGGAGCAAGGGGAGCAGAUGGAGGGGGAGAAAGGGGAGAAGGGCGAGCGGACGGAAAAGGAAGGGAGAGGGGGGCAGGAGGAGGGGCAAGCUGAACGGCUAACAGCAGCAAUAGCUCCGGAAUCCGCAGGUUUGGAAGAUCUGGUUCGGCUAUCCGAGCCUGCGCUGCUGGUUCGUCAGGCAGCCACGGGAUUCGCGGACUGUGAAGACCCCAGGAGCCGAGGCGUGGUGUCCUCUGAUUGGUCGGCCAUAGAGUAUCGGCCGGAGCUGUGGGCGGUAGCGGAGCAGAUUAUAGCGAGUAUGGAUGGAGGGGACUAUGACGCCGUGCAUGUGCGGCGAGGGGAUAAGGCGAGGGAUGCCAGCCGCUGGCCCAACCUCGCACGGGACACUUCUGUUCAAGUGCUGGCACAGAAGCUCCCCAGCCUCAUCCCCCCCGGCAGAGCGCUCUACAUCGCAAGUGAUGAGAGCAGCUCCUUUUUCGACCCGCUGCGAGCGAUUCAGGGGGGGCCGUACCGGGUGCACAUGCUGGGGGACUUCGCGCACCUGUGGGGGGAGGGUGGCGAAUGGUGGAGGGCGCAACUGGCGCUCAUGGAGGGGCAUGGGGAGGUGGCGUUUGAUGCUUAUAUGGAGGCCAUAGUGGACUAUGCCGUCUUUGCCGCUGCCCGAAAAAGAGUCGAGACUUUUAACGACUUAACAAGUGAUCCUCGUAACGGCAUGAUGUGACCAUUAACAGUGUUUCGCGCUUAACCAACAGUGGUUCCGAUUUACCAACAUCUGUACUAUGCUUUGGCAUUUGUUGAAGUGAAAACUGCUGCAUGUUUGCAUAGGGGAAGGUUCUGGGGAAUGUUAAAAGGGUAU